This is a messenger RNA of Stylophora pistillata, 2151 nucleotides long. RefSeq lists its product as uncharacterized. Lineage: Eukaryota; Metazoa; Cnidaria; Anthozoa; Scleractinia; Pocilloporidae. Gene Ontology annotation, molecular function: protein binding. The record is from RefSeq and is a predicted model, not a curated record.
UCUCGUGAGGGAAAUGGGUACUAAGUUGCAACAUCACUGACGCGUGGAUAAUUCCAGCUGGCAGUAAUGGCGGCCGUUUCUCGAUCCGAGCAAGAAGAAUUUCGGAAAGUUUUGAGUAUUAUGGGAGACGAAACCACUUGUCCUGUCUGUUUAGAGGAAUUUCAAGAACCAAAAUGCCUUCCAAGCUGUGCACAUAAUGUUUGUGAGCGGUGUUUGCAGAACAUGGUUCGUAGAAACAGUAUUACGAUUUCAUGUCCUCAAUGUCGCGAGGAAUCAUUUCUUCCUCCCUUAGGGGUGUCUGCUUUCCCCACAAACCAUCUUUUGCUGCGUUUGAUCGAUAAUACUCCUGCAAGGAAAGAGAAAAAAGCUGUUGCUGAAGCAAUGAAAUUUUGUAAAGAGCAGGUCGAGGCAGCAGAAAAAGCAAUCAAGGAUAUGGAAGAUUGUUACAAUAAGGCGAACGAGCAGAGCCAAGCUAAGCGAUGUGAAAUCAACAAAAUGGCUGAUACCCUUAUUCAGUUAAUAAACGACAAAAGGAAAAUUCUGCUUGCUCAGCUUGAUGAUUUCAUGACCGAAAACUACGACACUGACUCCCUUCGAAAAGAGAGGGAAGAUGUGAGCGAUUUAUUUCAAAAAGCGAGAAGCUCCAUCCAGCUGGCAAAUGAAAUUCUUAGAGAAGAUGAAAUUGGAAGAAUUUUAAAGUCCGGAGAUGUGCUAGUGGAGCAGUUAAAAGAAAUAAGCUCAACUUUGGACACAAGAGCUCUUGAAGCCAGGAAGCUAUCUACCCAAGUAGAAAUAUACUACAAUCAUAUUCAGGUGUUAGAAUCACAUGAAAAGUGCGUUGAAAUGCUUGGGACACUGACAAUGUCUGCUACAAAAUACAUCCAUGAUGGAGCCAGUGUUGGUUUGAUUGACUAUGGCAGAUGUGGAGAAGUUACACAGACAAUUGAAACUAGUUUCUUUGCUUUUGCCAUUGCAGUAUCCAGUGUAUCAGGUGACAUUGCAGUGCUUGAUGAAGAAGAGAGACAUGUUCAUGUCUUCUCUUCACAAUUAGAUUACUUGGCGUCAUUUCGCAUUAGAUAUGGUGACUUGUGGGACAUAACAUUUUCCAAAGAUGAUGAAAUCAUAGUCGUGAACCGAGAAUGUAAUCGCCUACUUCACUACGACAAAGAAGGUACAUUUAUCAAAAAAUAUGUCAAAGCACCAAAUGAAUCUGUGAAGUUUACACGAAUUUCAACAGAUGGAAGUGGCCGCCUUUUGGUGACCUCGAGUCCAAGAGACUGCUGUGAUGAGCCUGAAGAUGAAGUGCAAUCAUGUAUUCUGGUUUACAGCCAUGAUAGAAGAUUUCUACUUAGUUUUGGUGAAGACAAACUGGCUUGCCCUCAAGAUGUUGCUUGUCACCAAGGGAAGUUUUUUGUGACUGAUGGUGAUCUUGAAUGCAUCAUGGUCUUUGACAGUAAUGGUAAAUUUCUCCUUGAUUUUGGAAAUAGGGAUCUCUUAGACCCAGUUGGCAUAACUGUUGAUGUAAUCAACAAUGUAAUUCUAGUUUGUGAUUGUAGUAAAAAUUCAAUUGUGGCCUUUAAACCAGAUGGGGAAGUGAUUUCAAGAAUUGAAACUGCUGAAGAGCCGGCACAUGUUGUACUUUCUGCUUGUGGGACAAGCUUAGUGGUGUGCUUUAAUAAAGCCCUUUUUAUCCAAAUACUUUCUCACUAAAAGAAUCAGAAAGCUGCAUAAGGAAAUUUUAAGUAAUGUAGUAUAGCCUAUAUCUGAACCCUUCUGAGAUUACUUUUUUUCACACCAAAUAAAAGUUAUACUUUGAAAAGCAUUUUGCCACAAAGAGGGAGUAAGUUGGUAAGACACAAACAUGUUUUUGUUUUUUACACGAGAAUUUUGAAUCUCAUUGAAGUAUCCAUCAUUUGUUUGUGUUUUAUUUGUCUGAAAAAAAAAUUCCUUCAUCUUGCAAGGAGAGAAAUAUAAGACUCUAAGCAUCUUCAAGGUAAACAAAGGAAGAAAUUGCAUCUAUUUCCAUGUCAUAUUUAAAGGUUGUCAGGAUAACAGGAAGCUGGAAGAAGAGUUAACUGUGAAAUAUAUCUUAUUAACCAAGUGCGAGGGCCAUACUGGGAGAAUAUCGGCCUGAGGUCUUGACAGUACGGA